Adineta ricciae is the source of this 185-nucleotide messenger RNA. NCBI's taxonomy places the organism in Eukaryota, Metazoa, Rotifera, Eurotatoria, Adinetida, Adinetidae. The record is from the annotation of a GenBank genome assembly.
AUGGGAUCAGCAUAUUCAAGAACGGCCUUACGUACUCGUAUACAUGCACUUAUCUUUAAUCAAGGUUUACCGAGUAUAUUUCUUACGAUAAAUCCAGCCGACAUUCGCAGUCCUGUAGCAUUAUAUUUUGCUGGUGUUCAACUCAAUCUUGAUCAAAUUAAAGAUGAACAGCUCAUGGAUACUUA